Molecule: messenger RNA, 5101 nt
Organism: Lytechinus pictus (painted urchin)
Lineage: Eukaryota; Metazoa; Echinodermata; Echinoidea; Temnopleuroida; Toxopneustidae
Product: GATOR1 complex protein NPRL2-like
Exons: 13
Coding region: 258-1421 (387 amino acids)
Biological process (GO): cellular response to amino acid starvation; positive regulation of autophagy; negative regulation of TORC1 signaling
Cellular component (GO): GATOR1 complex; vacuolar membrane
Molecular function (GO): GTPase activator activity
Source: RefSeq, a predicted model, not a curated record
AGCCGUUCAUAUUCGCACUUCGAUCUUCUCAGGAUCAGGAGGAGGAGUGAGACUUUGGGUAGCCAAGUUGCUCAUUUCAGAAUUUACGUGUAAUCCACAGACAAAAAAGAAGGCUUCAAAAAGAUAAAGUGUCCGGACACCCGACCCCCCAGCCUACUGGAAAUGGUUGUUAAAAAAGCAUGACAUUAAUUUUGUAUGCUUUGGAGGUCUAUAGAAACAAAAGACAAGCACAGGACAACAAAUUUUGACUCAAAAGUAUGGCAGCUUUACCUGCAGGUAAACUGAAAUGCAUCUUCUUCAGUGAAUUUCACCCACAAGCUGGACCUAAAAUCACGUAUCAGGUUCCAGAUGAUUACUUUUCUAGGGAGCUUUUUGAUAUAGUCUCUGUCUACAUCAUCCCAAAGCCUGAAUUACAAGACAAGCUCAUCACCGUUAAUGUCAAACAGGGUAAAGUGAUUGGAUGGCCCAGCUGCAUCCGAGAUGACAAGUAUGCCAGGAAUGAGUAUCUCUUCAACGUCUGUUUUGUAUGUGACUCUAAUACAGAUGUAUCACCUUACGAGACACUGGUAAAAAAGUUGUCUGCCUACUUCACAACACUCGAGCUGGAAUGCGCCUUUCUCUCAAAUGAGGAAACCAAGUGCAGAGUGCCAGAUAUAUUGGAGAAACUUCUUACUCAUCUGAAUGAGUUUGGAAAAUGUUCAGUACCAAUAAAUGAUUCUAACACCAUUCAUCUGAAGAUUGUACCACCUACCAAAGAACCACAGUCUGUCUUAGAGCACCAUGUUCCUAUGUUCCUGUGCAGUAAAGAACAUUAUGAUAACACACAGUGGGACCUUACAUCACAACAGAUUCUUCAAUAUAUUGAUGGAGUAAAUCAUGUUCAAAGGAUAGCUGUUGAAGCAGAUGUUGAUUUGAAUCUAGUCAAGAUCUGCCUUCAAAACUUGCUGUACUAUGGAGUCAUCACUAUUGUUCCUAUCUUUCAGUAUUCUAAUGUUUACAUAGUGCAACCAUCUAUCAACAGCCUCAUGGAGAACUCCCAGCUACAAAGAGAGUGUAUUGAAUAUGUAACUCUCCCAGGUUACAAUCCUCCAACCUUGAGAUCUGUGAUGCUACUGUAUAGUUCACUUUGCCCUGGGAUGACAGUCAGAGAUCUGUGUAUGAGACACAAUCCUAGAGCACUCAAUAUAUGUGAAAGACAUCUCAUUCAAUUUGGAGUAGUAAAAGGGCUGAUUAGAAGACUACAUAAAUACCCUGUCAAGCUGCCAACUGCUGAUAUGCAAUACAAUGCUGGGAGAAAUCUAGACAGGUGGAUGCAAGGAAAGCUAAAUUUUGAUGAGAUUUGUUGUGGGACAGGAAUGAGCCACAAGGAAUUAGAUGAGCAAGUGGAGAAAGAUGUGGAUGUUUCAGUCUGCUGGAAAUGAUAGUCUCCGUUGACAGCUGUUGAUGAACUGAUCUUUCAUACAGGGUCCUGUGAUUUAGAGCAGCUGAAUAAUAGGAACUGAUGUGUAUACUAUGGGAGGGGUUGUGGAGUUAUGUGGCCCAGUGGAUUAGUGUCCAGGCUUUGAAACAGAGGGUCUUUGGUUUGUAUCCGAGCCACAUUGUAAUUUCCUUCAGUUGGAAAUUCAUCCACAUGAGCUCUACAUUUAACCCAGCUGAGGUAAAUGGAUACCCAACAGGAUUAAUUCCUUGAAAGCACCAAGCUCCGUUUAGCAGCUGGAGCCAAAGCCUGGGUAAACCACUGAAUAAGAAUCUGGAUAAUCAGCAUCUCAUUAAUGCUAUUUAUCAUGGGUCUAUGCCAUUAGGAUAUGGAUAGAAUUGUGAGAGGUGUAAUCAACUGGAAAUGAAAGUUGCAACUUUGUCAGCCGUUGAUUGAGUGACAGUCGUUAUAAGGACCUAUGUGACCAGCCACUCUAAAACUCACCCAAAAAGGCCAAAAUGAAGUUGAAGAUUUUCAUUGAACUUGAUUAUGUGCAUCCAAAGCUUUACAAUGAUAUAUAACUUGUCAUAAUUGAUUAGCAAUAACCCACUCAAGUCCUUGCUUUCCUGAAGAAGAAAUUUAGAGGGAGCUAUUUUCUAAUUUUUUGCAUUUGAAGACCAAAUUACUAAUUUUGCUAUUUACAGAGAACCUUAGCUAGUGAGUUAUUAUGGUUUUGAGGUGGCUGGUCACCUAUGAUUUUGAGUGACUGAACAGUUUAAAACUGUUCUUCCCAAACCAUAGUCUGAAAUGUGGUGCAGCAUACUACUGUGCCAGCUGAUGAAAGCAUUAAUGAUGUUAAACUUUCGUGAAUUAUAAGGGUAUUAUUUUGACAGAGCUCUCUGUGUUGUAAGGGCCUCUAUGGACUGAUGGAAACAGUGCACUAUUUAAAACACUCUGUAACUGCAAGGCAGGCAUGUAGCCGGGGGAGGGGGGGGGGGGCAGUGGCCCUCCAAAACGUCCCAAAAAAGGGGAAAGGGAAGAAAGGUGUUGCUUUAUUGUUUUUCCUUAUUUUUUGUCAAAAGAAUAAAAACCUAAACAGGUCAUUCUUCUAUCUCUUCAUACAAAAUUUUGCGGGAUAGAUAUUGAAAAUGCCUUUCCCCCUUCUUUCCCACCCUUUUUUUCUACUCUGUUUUUCCCCCUCUCCGGCUGUAGGACUUGUAUAUUUCUUGCCAGCAAUUAUAAAGUAUACAUUGGUUUAGAAUAUCAAAAGUAUUUUUUUAAGUGCAUUGACGCAAAAUUACCUCUUCUGGUCAGAGCAGGUAAACAUGCCGCCACUCCCUGCAUAUGCUAUUCCUGCUUUUCAGCAACCAAUUUUGGCAAGUAUCUGCUCAAGGGGGCAGGCAUUAAAUUCGCGCCGUGCUAUAUGCAAAAGUUUAUACAUCGAAACUUUAUCCUACAUCGCUGCACAUCCAUCUUCUGUCUUGUUUUGGGCCAUCAAUUUGAAACUAUGAAUAUUUCUGAAGUUUCCUAAUCGCACAAAAGGAAGCACUUAAUAUGAGCAAAAUUGCACAAUUUUGUGUUUCUUCCAAAAUAAAUCACAAAGGUUUCCGUGCUUCCCAUGCAUGGGAAAAGAAAAAUCCCUUUUGUAGCUUGCAUCAUCUCUUUCACAUUUUGUGCUAUUUUUUUUUCAUAUUCAAGUUCUAUAAUCUAAAAAAUAUCAAAAUUAGAGCAGGUAGAGUUUUCAGAGAAAUUUUGAAAUUUCGCAGGAAGGAAUAUUUCCUCCUUGUUUACAUAUCUUACACUCUGUUUUGCAAGUGUAUGGCUAAAUCUUUUGCUAUCAAAUCUGAUCUGAGCAAGGAAGGCAUUUUAUGCAACUUCUGUUCUCAAUUUUUAUAAAACAAAGCUUCCAUGCUUCAUGUGGGAAGAGGAAUUAUUUCAAAUUGCUCAAUCUUUUCCCAUAUUUGGGGUGCUCAUAAUUUCUUUCAAAAACAUUUUUUCUUAAAAUCUCAGCAUUUGAAUUAAAUUUAGGUACUAGAGAAGCAAGAGACGUCUUCUUUUGAUUUGAAUUUGAUGAGAUCUGUGAUGCUACUUUGCGCGAGUGGGGCAAAACUCCCCCCUCCCUGCACCUCCCCCCCCCCCGGGAGUGCGUUUUGCGCACUCUGUAUGUUGGCAUGCACUUACCGCCCCCUCCAAAAUUAAAUCCUGGCUACGCGGUUGCUGCAAGAAGUAGGCACUAUACCAAAUCCUCAAUGGAUAUAAUGCUUUUUCACCCUUUGUUUGUUAUGGAUUCAUUGAACCACAAUUAAAAUGUUUGUAUCAAUAUCAUGGCAUUUUUCAUCGUCAUUGGGAAAAAUUGGUGCUGUGUAAGUAUUUUCAAUUGGUUGAAGGCUCUGACUCGAGCCAAGCACCUUGGAGAUACCAAUGGUUUGGAAAAUUACUGUUGUGAGAUGUGUGUGGUACAGGGAUUUAUGAGAAACUAGAACUAUCACUGAAGGUGAUUAAUACCUACACCGUUACCAUGGCAACAGUUUCCAACACAUGGAAAAAAUAUGUCUUGUCCAUCUUAACCCUAAGACCUAUGUGUGCGCAAAAUAUCUUGAGAAUUGGUUAAAAACUGAUGGAAGUAGUUUGAGCCGCAAGAUUGUUAUCUAAUUUUGGGCAUAUAAUAUGUUGUUACCAUGGCAACAUGAUUUCCGACACACAAAAUAUCCAUCUUGCACAUUUUCACCUCGAAACCAAUGUGUAAGCCAAAUUUCAUGAGAAUUGGUCGAAAAUUGAAGUAAUUAAACUGCAAGUUUUUUUACCCAAUUAUUUGCAAUAUGUCAUUACCAUGGCAACACAAUUUCUGACACCCGCAUAAAAAAAUGUUUCUUGCACAUCUUUACAUCAAUACCAAUGUGUGUGCCAAAUUUCAUGAGAAUUUGAUAAAAGCUGACUAAGUAGUUUGAGCUGAAAGAUUGUUACCUAAUUUUUUGCCAAAAUAUACCGUUACCAUGACAAUGCUAUUUCUGACACAUGCGAAAAAUGUGUCUUGCGCAUCUUCACCCCAACACCAAUAUGUGUUCCAAGUUUCAUGAGAUUUGGUUAAAAACUGAGGAAGUAGUUUGAUGCGCAAGAUUUGGAACGGACAGCCCAACCGUAAGCUGAUUCCUAUAUACCCCCUUCAAACUUCUUGGGGGCGGGGGGGUAAAAAUUGAGUCAAAGCUGAUAAAUUUGAUGUAAAGAAGUCAUGGCCCUGUCUUACAAAGAGUUACGAUUGAUCCAAUCAACCACAUCUAUGGAUGGCCAGCAAUGUCAACAUCUGAAAUGCAAAUUUGUUCAAAGUAUUUUCUUGAUAUGCUGUAUAUUCAAACAUUCAUUGUUCUCUUUCAGUGCGAUUCUCUGUUUACAAAGGAGAUUGUGCAAAUUUCUUGGGGAAAAAAAUAUGGUAUGGAUGGAUUUCCAGUUGAGAUUGAUAAGAUAAAUUUGUAUAUGUAACUCUUGUAAGAUGGAGUCCUUUUCUUAAUGUUGUACAUCCCUACACUUGAUCAGUAGCUGAAUACAUGAAUUCUUCACAUAUGAAAGUCCAAUCUUGGAGGAAAAACAAAGAAUGUGAGGAAGGAAAUAAACAUAUCAAUAUUUGUCCAAACAAGAAUUUGUUCAAUGUGUUUAUUUAUCAUAAUAAAUCCUAUUUAUAUAAUCAUA